AUGCGAAUAAGAUUGAAUACGUUUUAUAUCAUAUUGGUUUUAUUAUUUUUUCCAAAAGAAUUUAGAGGCAACAAGUGUUAUCAGUGCAACAGCAAGAAGGACAAAGACUGCGAUUUGAAUAAGGUCGAUCCAAAAUAUCUCAAAACCUGUCCAAUGACUCAUCCAUAUUGUCGUAAAUAUGUUUACAAAUACUAUUUCACGGAUUCGAGAGAAUAUUCGACGAUUCGUGAGUGUGCAAAAUGGAGAAACGCCGAAAGAGAAUGUUAUCGAGGACGUUAUAGUGCUGACAGUUAUCAAUUGAUUUGCGAAUGCAACGGUUCUGGUUGCAAUCGUAGUGCUAACUUGAAACCUCAUUUGUGUUAUCUUCAUAUCCUAUCUCAAUUUUUAGUCCUUUUAUAUGCCAAUUAUAUUAUAUUCAAUGCUUAAAAAUCAUCAAAUCAUAAAUCAACAGGCAUUAGUCACUGAUUAAAAAUAGUAAUUUUUCUAAGUCAUGAAUAUUGUAAUCGUGUUGAAUUAUUAUUUCUAUUUAAAUAACGUUAACGUGUGAAUAUUGAUUUUUCUAAUAUUUAUCACGUUAACUUAACUAAUAGCGAAUUAUAAUUAAUAACAAUAAUAAAUGAUAAACUCUACUUUAAAUUGAAUACAAAAGAUAUAUCGAUUUGAAAAAAAUAUUUCAGAAACCGAUUGAAAUUUGUUCCAACGAUAAACAACUUUAGGUUUGACAUUUCAACUGUUUUUGAAAUAUCCUAAUAUCUGACUAUAGUGCCAAAGGAAGCGAUAAUUCGUCUAGAACGAACGUGAGUAGGCGCCCACUUUUGGUUCAUUCUUAUGAGUAAAGAUUUUUUUUUCACUAUCUAUUAGACAUCUUUGUAAAAUGAAAACAUUUUCAAUAACAAAUUGGAUGUUAAUAAAAAACUACG
Molecule: messenger RNA, 920 nt
Organism: Vespa crabro (European hornet)
Lineage: Eukaryota; Metazoa; Arthropoda; Insecta; Hymenoptera; Vespidae
Exons: 3
Coding region: 1-426 (141 amino acids)
Biological process (GO): positive regulation of voltage-gated potassium channel activity; sleep; regulation of synaptic transmission, cholinergic
Source: RefSeq, a predicted model, not a curated record